GGAGGAGUUACCUCUUCCAGACCUUACAGAUAGGCCUCAGUUGGGAAAGAUCUUCACCACAGGGAUCUCAAAAGUCACCUACAUACAUGUGCUUAAUGAAUACAGAAGAGGAAAUUGAAGUCCAGGAAGUUUAAGAAGCUUUUUAAAAAUCACACAGCAAAAUAAUGGCUACAUAUCCCAAGAUUGGCGACACAGCCAUCCUUUCCAAAUUUUCUCUUUAUGUCCCUGCCAAAGGAAUAAAAACUGGCUGACUGACAUCAUCAGAGUGGAAGAAGAGUAAACAGGAGGCAAUUUAUGCAACGGAGAGCUGAAACUAUUAUGAAAUUCUCCAGUGACCCUGUGAUUCAUUUUGUUUCCUGGUAGUCACCACUUUCUAGUUUUGACAGAUGUGCUUUUCUGCUUUUUUUUUUUCUUUUUUCUUAAGAAGCUUACUGAGCUUGCAAAGGAAAGCUCUAAAGGAACAAGGUUAAGGAGCUAACUCAGCAUCAACAAAGACAGAUGCCUUCUUGUAAUUGAACUAAAACCCUUAGACUUUCUGUAAGUCAGCUCUCUCUAGUGUAAGCCAUUACCUUAUUUUUAUUUUUAUGCCGACCAUUUCCCACUUAAAAUUCAUCAUCAAAAAACGAAAUUCGUUUAUUUCUUCCUUAAUGUUUAUAGCGAUAUAGAUAGUCUAUCAAACAUUAUUCACUAAAGAGGUCAGACAGAUUCUCAUCAUGAUUCAUCCCUGCAAUGCAGAAGGAGACACCAGGGCAUCCUAACAUAAUUUAAGUGACAGUGAGGAGGCAUAUGAUCUGACAGAUAUUUCUGAAAAAUAAGUGCCCCAAAUAGCUCCACUGAGUCCUGUAAAGAGGACAUCUUCUAUUCUAGUGCUUCAUUCCUUCAGAUCAAAGACUACUUCAUGAAGUACCCUCUUCAAUCUUGCUUAUUCUUUGUCAGCUACCAAUAUUUCAUUGCGCACGUAAAAGUUUAGCCAUCAUCAAAGGUUGUCUCAAGAUGAUAGGACACAGAAUUUUGGUAAGGAGAAUGUGCAAAGCACCGAUUUACCUAUAAAUGAGAAUCUCACCGAUUUACCUGUGAAUGAGAACUGGCUGUCAUGGAGGAGUACUAUUUUGGGAGAAUGACUGCAGCCGAGGGUUUAUUGAGUAUGGAUUGAGCAUCACACUAAAAACCUUCCCCAGAAAAAGGGACCAAAGGAUGUAAACUGAAAAUUUUAAAAAUCUGCUUUGUUUUCCUCAAAUUGCUGAAGAUCCAGAUAGAUAUUUGCCUACACAUGAAGAAGAAAUCGUGAUCACAGUAUUGGUUGCGUCCACCUGCAUCCUUUUUGUUUUUUUUUGGAAGAGAUGGUCCUGGCUUUCCAGUUAGUCUCCUUCACCUACGUCUGGAUCAUAUUGAUACCAAAUGUUUGUGCUGCUUCUAACAUCAAGAUGACACACCAGCGGUGCUCCUCUUCAAUGAAACAAACCUGCAAACAAGAAACUAGAAUGAGGAAAGAUGACAGUACCAAAGUGCGGCCUCAGAAAUAUGAGCAACUUCUCCAUAUAGAGGACAACGAUUUUGCAAUAAGACCUGGAUUUGGAGGGUCCCCAGUGCCAGUAGGUAUAGAUGUCCAUGUUGAAAGCAUUGACAGCAUUUCAGAGACUAACAUGGACUUUACAAUGACUUUUUAUCUCAGGCAUUACUGGAAAGACGAGAGGCUCUCCUUUCCUAGCACAGCAAACAAAAGCAUGACAUUUGAUCAUAGAUUGACCAGAAAGAUCUGGGUGCCUGAUAUCUUUUUCGUCCACUCAAAAAGAUCCUUCAUCCAUGAUACAACUAUGGAGAAUAUCAUGCUGCGUGUACACCCUGAUGGAAACGUCCUCCUAAGUCUCAGGAUAACGGUUUCAGCCAUGUGCUUUAUGGAUUUCAGCAGGUUUCCUCUUGACACUCAAAAUUGUUCUCUUGAACUGGAAAGCUAUGCCUACAAUGAGGACGACCUAAUGCUCUACUGGAAACACGGAAACAAGUCCUUAAAUACUGAAGAGCAUAUGUCCCUUUCUCAGUUCUUCAUUGAAGACUUCAGUGCAUCUAGUGGAUUAGCUUUCUAUAGCAGCACAGGUUGGUACAAUAGGCUUUUCAUCAACUUUGUGCUAAGGAGGCAUGUUUUCUUCUUUGUGCUGCAAACCUAUUUCCCAGCCAUAUUGAUGGUGAUGCUUUCAUGGGUUUCAUUUUGGAUUGACCGAAGAGCUGUUGCUGCAAGAGUUUCCCUGGGAAUCACCACAGUGCUGACCAUGUCCACAAUCAUCACUGCUGUGAGCGCCUCCAUGCCCCAGGUGUCCUACCUCAAGGCUGUGGAUGUGUACCUGUGGGUCAGCUCCCUCUUUGUGUUCCUGUCAGUCAUUGAGUAUGCAGCUGUGAACUACCUCACCACAGUGGAAGAGCGGAAACAAUUCAAGAAGACAGGAAAGAUUUCUAGGAUGUACAAUAUUGAUGCAGUUCAAGCCAUGGCCUUCGAUGGUUGUUACCAUGACAGCGAGAUUGACAUGGACCAGACUUCCCUCUCUCUAAACUCAGAAGACUUCAUGAGAAGAAAAUCGAUAUGCAGCCCCAGCACUGAUUCAUCUCGGAUAAAGAGAAGAAAAUCCCUAGAAGGACAUGUUGGUAGAAUCAUUCUGGAAAACAACCAUGUCAUUGACACCUAUUCUAGGAUUUUAUUCCCCAUUGUGUAUAUUUUAUUUAAUUUGUUUUACUGGGGUGUAUAUGUAUGAAGGGGAAUUUCAAAUGUAUACAACUUUAAAGCCAGAUGAUGUUUGAAAACAAAACUCUUGAAUAUGAGUUGGACAGUCCUAGAUGGAACUGGGAAAGUGCGAGUCACCUCUCCUGCCCUAAUGAAAAUUUGAAAGCUGACUGAUUUACAUCUAAGAAAGAAUUUGGGUCCUAGAAAAGUUUGACUCCAUAAAUAAGAGUCAUAGGCAUGUGUAUUAUGGGAAAAACAGGUUUCCAUCG
This is a messenger RNA of Symphalangus syndactylus (siamang), 2982 nucleotides long. RefSeq names its product gamma-aminobutyric acid type A receptor subunit rho3 (gene GABRR3). Gene Ontology annotation, molecular function: extracellular ligand-gated monoatomic ion channel activity; transmembrane signaling receptor activity. Gene Ontology annotation, biological process: monoatomic ion transmembrane transport. Lineage: Eukaryota; Metazoa; Chordata; Mammalia; Primates; Hylobatidae. Gene Ontology annotation, cellular component: membrane. The record is from RefSeq and is a predicted model, not a curated record.